Fraxinus pennsylvanica is the source of this 492-nucleotide messenger RNA. The record is from the annotation of a GenBank genome assembly. NCBI's taxonomy places the organism in Eukaryota, Viridiplantae, Streptophyta, Magnoliopsida, Lamiales, Oleaceae.
AUGAACUUGGGUUUCAUCGGAAUGGACGAUAACAUUGUCUCCCAAGUCAAAACCCCCGAAACAGACGGCAUUUUCGCAUUUCAGAUUGGCUGUAGACAAAAGAAAGAGAAACAUUUGACGAAGCCUGAAGUGGGUCAUUUCAGAUCUCAGGGUGUACCCAGGAAGAGGAAGCUGAGGGAGUUUCCAGUGACUGAAGAUGCUCUUCUUCCACUUGGUACAUCCAUCAGUUUCAUUCCUGGACAAUAUGUGGAUGUUACUGGAAUUACAAAAGGAAAAGGGAUCGAGGUCCUGAUUGUAAUGUCUGGACCAAUUUCAAGCAGAUUUGUAGACUAUGUAAAUGUAACUUUAUCCAGUCUCCGUCCAAUUCACUGCACUAGACAGAGGAAAGUCGAGGUUGAGUUUGAUAUGACCACAAUUCCUGCCUUUUUGGUGGUUCUACUUGUACUCUGGUUUGUAUUAAAGCCAAGAAGACCAAAGCCGAAGAUCAACUGA